This is a messenger RNA of Nothobranchius furzeri (turquoise killifish), 2277 nucleotides long. It is a transcript of the gene notum1b, whose product is annotated as notum, palmitoleoyl-protein carboxylesterase b. Gene Ontology annotation, biological process: negative regulation of canonical Wnt signaling pathway; protein depalmitoleylation. The record is from RefSeq and is a predicted model, not a curated record. Gene Ontology annotation, molecular function: palmitoleyl hydrolase activity. Lineage: Eukaryota; Metazoa; Chordata; Actinopteri; Cyprinodontiformes; Nothobranchiidae.
CCGUUCAUCCCAGGAGCCAGGAGGGAAUGACGCUCCGCUCCGCUCCAAGAGUUUCCACUCUUUUCUCCCUGUUGGCGUGGAAACGCGCACGCUGAGCCGGACCUGCGCGUGCAUUUAGCCUGAAUCCCAAACCACAUGUCGCUAUGGAGACUCACAUUGUCGGCUCGUUCAGCCCACCACAAGUAAAGAGUCGGUUUCCGUGCUUUUAAAGGACUUUCCGUUUUCUUUUGGACAUGUUUAGUUUUCAGACUCGCACGCGCUUGGUGUCUUGUAACGUUUAGAAAUGCAGAGCCGCGGAUUGGCGAAGAGCCCAGCCGGACUGUGCGCGGUGCGCUCCUGCUUGCUGCUGCUCUUCAUCCACAUGAGCUCACCGGCGGACGCGAGGAGAGCGCGCGGUGGUCGGACGCAGAGGGUGCAGCCCCAGCAGGAGCAGCAGGCUCCUGCGUACAGGGAGCGCGCGGAGGGACCGGAGAGCUUCCCGUUGGACUUCACAGCCGUGGAGAGCAACAUGGACAACUUCAUGGUGCAGAUAAAGAACUUAGCGCAGUCGCUAUAUCCGUGCUCUGCGCAAAAGCUGGAGCAGGACAUGAAGCUGCACUUACUGAAGAAUGUAUCUGCGACUUGCAACGACGGGUCACCUGCAGGCUUCUACAUCAAAGAGUCGAAAGGCAGCAGAAGGUGGCUGAUGUUCCUGGAAGGUGGAUGGUACUGCUUCAACAAACAGACCUGUGACAGCAGACACGAGACCAUGAGGAGCCUGAUGAGCUCCACCAAGUGGCCACAGACCAGAAGAGGAACAGGAAUUCUGUCUCCACAGCCGGAGGAAAACCCGUACUGGUGGAACGCCAACAUGGUGUUUGUCCCGUACUGCUCCAGCGACGUGUGGAGCGGAGCCAGCCCCAAAACCAACCAGAGUGAUUACGCCUUUAUGGGCUCUCAGAUCAUCAGGGAGGUGGUGAAUGAGCUGCUGACUGAAGGGCUGCAAAACGCCAAGGUUCUGCUUUUGGCAGGCAGCAGUGCGGGAGGUACCGGCGUCCUGCUGAAUGUGGACCAAGUUGCAGAGCAGCUGGAGUCUGAGGGACACAGAGGGGUGCAGGUCCGGGGUCUGGUGGACUCCGGAUGGUUCCUGGACAACAAACAGUACAAAUCCACCGACUGCCUGAACACCAUCAGCUGUGCUCCCACAGAGGCCAUAAAGAGAGGCAUCAGGUACUGGGGCAGCGUGGUGCCGGAGAGCUGCAGACAGGCUCAUCUGGGAGAGGAGUGGAACUGCUUCUUUGGAUAUAAAAUCUACUCAACGUUAAAAAGUCCGGUGUUUGUGGUGCAGUGGCUGUUUGACGAGGCCCAGCUGACCGUGGACAACGUCCUGCUGACAGGACACCCCAUCCACGAGGGACAGUGGAGAUACAUCCAGAACCUGGGUCAGGAGCUGAGGAGCACGCUGGAAGACGUCCAGGCCAUGUUUGCUCCAGCUUGUCUGUCACAUGAACUCAUAACAAGAACAUACUGGAUGGACAUCCAGGUGAAAGGCACCUCUCUGCCCAGAGCGCUCCACUGCUGGGACCGCAGCCUCCAAAACAAGCUGCACAUCAACAGUAGCCAUGGAAACCACAGCCACCUGAAGCACAAGCCCCCUCCCAUGAGAGGUUGCCCUGUACAUCUGAUGGACGGCUGCCCGUGGCCUCACUGCAACCCGACCUGCCCGACCAUCAGAGACCAGCUGACGGGACAAGAGAUGGGCGUGAUGCAGUUCCUGAAGCACCUGGGCUUCGACGUGAAGAAGAUGGCUCAGCAGCAGGGGAUGGACCCCAAGAAACUUCUGGGCAUGCUCAGUAACGGAAGCUGAGCUGCGGGAAAACUCGGUGAAACAAACAGGAUGUUUGAGCUGUUAAAACCAUCAAAACAUUACGAACAGACGUUCCAACGCAGAGGAGUGGGUCCAGCCGGCUAUAAAGUGGUGACAUCCUGGUGACUGUAGCCUGCAGCAGCCUUCAGUGGGUUUACUGGGAGUGAAAACAUCCCAGUUGGCUGUGGGUCUUCCCAGUGUUCACGGACCAUGUAGGAAUAUGGUGGCCCCUCUAUGGUGCUGCUGCUUCUUAUAGGAAAUAAUUUAAAGGAACAUAUUUACAAUCAAAAAUUAUGAUUAGCUUGUUUUAUUUAUUUUAUUAUCAUCCUACAGUUUAUCACUUUUUACCUGCAUGUUAGUAAAAAUAAACCUGUAGAGGUUUUUGUGUCGUUUCUAAAAAGAAGUCUAAAAAUAAAGUUUGUACAACAGUC